CAUAUGAAUGUGCAUCCAUGGUAAUUUGACCGCUUGCUACGGCAUUUACGGUGGCUUCCGACACUUUCGCCCCUAGUGCGGAUCUUACUAAUUAUAUUUUGGAUUAUCCACCCGCCUAAAGUUAAUUCUCCAUCGUUACCUCAUCUUCGCUCUAUUUAAACCUUCUGAAUAGACUAAUCAUAUAAUACCUCCUGUAUAUUUACUCUACUUAUCGUCAGCCAUUGACACCUAUAAAUCCAAGCAACAGGCAAUAUGACAGCAGAUGCAACAAAGCUAGUAGACUGGCUCGUUAUAAUCUCCGAUCACGAAAACGUGGGGCGGGAGCGACUAGCUGGGCGAGAAGCACAUCUGCAGGGACUGGUACCACAUAUCGCUUCUGGAUUCUGGACUAUGGGAGGUGCUCUAUUAAAAGCGCCGGAGGAAGGCCAGGGACAAGUGGUUAACGGUAGCUGCCUUGUUGCAAAUGCUACGACGAAGGAAGAGGUGAUUGCAAAGCUCCAAGCGGAUAUUUACUAUAAUGGUGUGUGGAACUUGGAAAAGGUCCAAAUAUUUCCACUGGCUAUUGCUUUCCGAAAAGAAAAGACAGAUGGGCUGCUAUAGGGGUCUAAGUAUGGUAUUCUUCAAAUCUUUACAUCACAAAAUAGAACAGGAACAGAUUUAUGGCAUAUGAUUAUCAGUCCUUGGCGAA
Pseudogymnoascus verrucosus is the source of this 688-nucleotide messenger RNA. RefSeq lists its product as uncharacterized. Bases 253 to 600 code for a protein of 115 amino acids. The record is from RefSeq and is a predicted model, not a curated record. The transcript has 5 exons. Lineage: Eukaryota; Fungi; Ascomycota; Leotiomycetes; Thelebolales; Thelebolaceae.